AUGGCAUCACUGAGCAGCAAAAAGACAGCCGCUUCCAAUGCACAGACUCUAAAAGAGUUGCAUCUGAUCUCCUUGGCCAUAAACUUCGCUUGCUUACUUGGAUUGUAUGUGCUCCACCGUCCGUCAAGUAAAUGGAAGUACUUUUUCUUUUCGAUCCCUUCCUUUGUCUGCCAGUUUAUAAUAGAGAAAAGUGGCCGUCCCGUCUAUGCUAAGGAGGCUGGCUCUGGCGUUUCUAGGCUCGUUCGCAGCGGGAACGAUAUCAAGGGUCCAGGCUUGUUCGAGUAUAUGUUUGAUUGCAUUUACAUUACGUGGAUCUGUGAUGUGUUGAUGCUCCUCUUUGGCUCCAACAAGGUCUGGAUGUUGUUCUUAGCUGUUCCAGGGUUUAUCGCAUACAAGGUUUUGUCCUUGGCCAAGUCAUUCUUUGGAAACAGAUCUGCAACAACCCCCGUUGCACAAGAGGCAGCACCAACACAAGGAAAAAGCAAAAGACAAACAAAGUUGGAGCAGAGAGGACAGAAACAGAAAUUCAGAACAAGAUAA
This is a messenger RNA of Clavispora lusitaniae ATCC 42720, 540 nucleotides long. RefSeq lists its product as uncharacterized. Gene Ontology annotation, biological process: vacuolar protein processing. Gene Ontology annotation, cellular component: intracellular membrane-bounded organelle. The record is from RefSeq and is a predicted model, not a curated record. Lineage: Eukaryota; Fungi; Ascomycota; Pichiomycetes; Serinales; Metschnikowiaceae.